This is a messenger RNA of Phytophthora sojae, 1200 nucleotides long. RefSeq lists its product as hypothetical. Gene Ontology annotation, molecular function: magnesium ion transmembrane transporter activity. Bases 1 to 1200 code for a protein of 399 amino acids. The record is from RefSeq and is a predicted model, not a curated record. Lineage: Eukaryota; Oomycota; Peronosporomycetes; Peronosporales; Peronosporaceae. Gene Ontology annotation, cellular component: membrane. The transcript is spliced from 5 exons. Gene Ontology annotation, biological process: magnesium ion transport; transmembrane transport.
AUGGAGACGACGUCCUCCGAGCACGACCUGAGCCCGCAGACCAAGUACUGCAUCGAUAUCGACCUCACUCUCACGCCCAUGGAGCGCAGUGAGCUCAGCACUUCCAAUUCUCCCAGCAAAUUCUUCUGCCGAUUCGAUCCUGUUGCCAGGAAGGGAAGGCUGCUGAUGCUGCUGUUCGACCGCCAAGGUAACUCGACGCUCCAAGAGAUGAGUCGGAUGGACGUGCUACGAAUGACACAGGAAGCGGCAAGGCUUCAAGACGAGUCACCUGCCAAGGUAUCGUCCUUUCGGCAGCCAGGGAAGACGAGCUGUGACGUCCAGCGCGUUCAUACGCGAGAUAUUCGCAGGAUGGAGAACACGUUCUCGGUAUCCAACGAGCCGUCGAUCAUCAUUCGCAAGCAAGCGAUCUUCUUCAGCGCUGAUCCGCUGCGAGCUAUUGUGCUCCGAGACGCUUGCUUGGUCUACGUGCCGGAUGGAGCCGAUAGCUUGAUCUCCAUGCUCAAGCAGGACUUCCUCACCAACGCGCGAGACAAUGCCGAAUCCCCAUUCGAGUUCAGAGCGUUGGAGGCAUUGCUAUCAACACUUGCGCGCUACUUCCGAGCCCAAUACGACCAGCUUUCGUCAGUUAUCGUUGCUGAUCUUGAGCACCUCGUUCAAGGAAAUUUAGACUCGCGAGAGCUUGAAAGACUGCGUGAAUUCAAGAACACCAUGAACGAGUUCGAAUCGCAAGUGGACGGCGUACGCCGCGUUCUCAUGGAGUUGCUUGACAACGAGGAGGAUCUCCGGCUUUUGUACCUCACGAAACUUUCCGAAGAGCCGGAUCUCCUCGCUGAUCUGUGGAGCUUCGACUCGGAGGAAGCUGAAGUGCUGAUUGAGAACUACUUGCAGGACAUUUUCUCCACUCGAACGACGGCUGAGCUGCUACAGCACCGAAUCGCUAACACGGAAAGCCUCGUGACGCUGAAGCUCGACUCGAAGCGAAACUAUUUGCUGCGCGUGCAGCUCAUCUUCUCGCUCGUGUCGAUCAACAUUUCCGUCGGAACGCUGGUCUCUGGUGUGUUCGGCAUGAAUCUGGUUUCGGGUCUGGCAGACAAAGCAGGCUGGUUCGCAGGUGUUGUCAUCUUCACCAUAGUCUUCUUCAUCGGUGCCACUUGGGCUGGAAUAGUAUUCUUCAAGCGAAAGGGGGUCAUGCUAAAGUAA